CAUACUUCCGUGUGUGCGCUCUCACGAUGGCCCGCUUCCUGCAGAGAGAAGCCGGAGAGUCCUCAGUGCCCGCGGAGCUAGGUGUCCGAGGCGGAACGUGCUUGCACGCUCUUCGGCAUCCGCGGGUGAGCACUGCGCACGCAUCAUUGCGCCAGAGACACCGUGGGGACCGCCGCAGUGAACCCGGAACUGGGAGAGGUUCCUCAAGAUGGCAGCUUCAGUCCCACAGGGCCAUAACCGGACCCGGCCGAUGAAGAGGGAUGAUGAGGAAGAAGACCCACUGGACCAGCUGAUCACCCGCUCUGGCUGUGCCGCCUCCCACUUUGCAGUGCAGGAGUGCAUGGCCCAGCACCAGGACUGGCGUCAGUGCCAGCCACAAGUGCAGGCAUUCAGGGAUUGCAUGAGUGCACAGCAGGCGAGGCGGCGGGAGGAACUGCAGAGGAGGAAAGAGCAAGCCGACGCCCAUCACUGAGACCCUAAACCACCACCCCACAGGCUGUCCCUGAAGAAAUAAGCACCCACAGAGACCCUGGGAAGAGGCAACCCUAAGUAGUAGAUGUGUACAACAAGAGGUAUAAAAUUUGGGGACAGUCUUUGGACUAGGGGUGAAAGCCAGACCCCAGGCAUUUGCACAUGAGCUGUUUUACACUAUGGUCAGAUCACACGUAUCUUCAUCUUUCCCAUUCCACCAAUAUUUGUAUUUAAAACAAAUGGGAUAUAGGCCACCUCCUCUGUCCCACCUCUUGAGUCAGUGUGCCAAGUACUUUCUAAGUAAAUUCACAACCUAAAGGUAAA
Molecule: messenger RNA, 795 nt
Organism: Onychomys torridus (southern grasshopper mouse)
Lineage: Eukaryota; Metazoa; Chordata; Mammalia; Rodentia; Cricetidae
Product: cytochrome c oxidase assembly factor 4 homolog, mitochondrial
Exons: 2
Coding region: 209-472 (87 amino acids)
Biological process (GO): mitochondrial respiratory chain complex IV assembly
Cellular component (GO): mitochondrial intermembrane space
Source: RefSeq, a predicted model, not a curated record